Messenger RNA from Orbicella faveolata, 2773 nucleotides. Its product is annotated as zinc metalloproteinase nas-4-like. Gene Ontology annotation, molecular function: metalloendopeptidase activity; zinc ion binding. Gene Ontology annotation, biological process: proteolysis. The record is from RefSeq and is a predicted model, not a curated record. NCBI's taxonomy places the organism in Eukaryota, Metazoa, Cnidaria, Anthozoa, Scleractinia, Merulinidae.
AAUGUCUCCUUCUAUUCACCGCAAAUACAAAUAUUUUCACUCUACUGUACAGUUAUCUGAGGACAGACGGCGAAAGUUUUAUUUUUGCCAUCUGCCGUUUGACGUAACGCCACGCUAAAUCUCUCAGAGCCAUUUACACACAACAAUAUGACUUCAAAAAGGAAAAGAGUAAGACCUAACCUGCAUACAUGGAAAUGUAAAACAAAAGAAAUUGUAAACGUUUACAACCGGCAAGCUAGGAACAUUUUAAGAACGUAUUAGACUCAAAAAAUCAGGAUCUAAAAGUUAUAAUGGUUCCCGUGUCCAAGGUAACGCAACGCACCAAGGGAAUCGUUAAGAUGAGCUCCCGCCUAUAACAGAUAAAUUGGAUAUACCAAAUAACCAUGUUUUUCAGGCAAUGGAUUUGCAUUUUAACCAUUCUGCCACGUUUCGUUACAUGAUAUAACCAUUUGAGACUAAACUUUACCCUUAAUUCUUGUGCUGUUAAGAAGUCGAUUUUCGGCAGUUUCAUGGCUCGGCGUAAGAGCAAGCUAUAGCGUGAUUAUAAAACACGUUUCAUUCUUUUUUUAACCACAUGUAGUUCAGCACAGACUAUGAUCUGUGCAAGCAGAAUGACUGAUGCCCAAAUUUUACGAAAGAUACUGACGGAUAAACAACGCAGAUGUCGAAUUCAUCACUCAGCCUGAAGAAUAUAAUCCGAACAUACGCCCUCGCAUUCGAUUAUUUCAUAAACAAUGGAAUUGAGUGGUGAAUGGGAGUUGGGAAAUACAAAUGGGAUUUCGAUGACAAAUAUCACCUUUGUCGUUGCGUUUUCGCGACCGACAGAAAUUUUCAAAAGAACAUUUCAUGCAACAUUCAGACAGCUCCAUCCUGUUUCGUUGGAAAGGUCGAGGGACGGGCUUAUGUUAAAACUUGCGCAUGCCCCGGGGCUUUGAAAUCAUCCUAGUUUAAUCGAAUAUUUCUGUGUAGAUAACCAUUAAAUACGGACAAUUGUCUUCACAAAAGUUCGCUCAGCAGUCCAUUAAGAUAAGAUUAGAUAUGUUAAGAUAAGAAUCUUUUGCGUCGUUUAUUUUUGUUCAAUAUUGUCAGGCAAUGCAUGAAGCGUGCCCGAGUAGUCAGCGCGUCGGACGCGCAAUCCAGAGGUCCCGGGUUCGAGUUCCGCUCUGACCACCACCUGGAUUUGUUUUACGGUAGCCCCGAGUUCAAAUCCACAGCCACGCUUGUAAAUAGCUAACUGGUUUGCCUCCGGCCAGUUGGGAUUCUUAACAAUGUUGAGCCCUAUUUGUUCAGUUGUUUGCUUGGUCCCUCAAGCCUUUGUGCUUUAAACAUUGCCGAGGGUAAAUAAAGGUAUUUAAAUAAUUUUAAUUAUUUAUUUUAUUUAUGGACAAACGUAAUUUAAAUAACAAUUUCGCCACGUCUGGUUAUAUGAUAUAACUGCUAAAUGGAACUUAGUAAAAGGGAAAAGACAAAAGCCAAAGUUAUUUUGAAUAAACGUCUGUACUAGCAAGACUGUUUAACGGACAGCCGUCAGAAGCGAGUUAAAAUGAUGAUUUUAAAAUCGGCCUUUCUCUUGUUGGCAUUCCUCUUUUCUCUAAGCUUGCCUAGCUUAAAAGUUCAAAGUCGCAGUCUUCCUUUAGCAGACGAUGCUUGGAAGAAUGAAAGAGACAAUGUUAUUGACUGGUUGCUUCAAGAGAAAAUAAGAGAGAACGAAGAGAGAAAUGGAAAUUUACACGGUCACAUUGUCAGGGUGAACGAAGCUCACCAACAAAGUCGAAUGGAAGACGCGGAUGAGGUUCCACUGGAAGAGCAGAUCACGACUGUCAAUGAAGAUGCUAACAAACAACCGGGAUGUCAACUGUUCGAGGGAGACUUGUGUCUAGAUCCUGAGGACCAGGCUGUUGUCAGUCACAUGAUACAUGAGGAAGACUUGAAGAGGAAUGUGAUUCGAAACAGCAAAAAGCUUUGGCCGCAAAAAACUGUCUACUAUUAUGUCGAUCACAAUUUGCAACAUUUGCGCCCAAAAAUCAAUGACGCAAUCAAUAGACUGGAAGUUAAGACGUGCUUGACUUUUCGUGAGGUUGGCUUGUCUUAUGGAGGAGAUUACAUCAAGAUGCACAAAGGAAAUGGAUGCUUUUCAAAGAUGGGCCGGGUAGGUGGCGCUCAAUUACUCUCCCUAGGGAGUGGAUGUGGGUACGUUGGUGUCAUUAUGCAUGAGCUCAUGCACUCAAUCGGGAUCUGGCAUGAGCAAAGCAGAAUGGACAGAGAUAAGUACGUGGAAGUUCUAUGGAGCAACAUCGAACCAGGGAAAGAGAAUAAUUUCCUUAAAUACGAACAUGGCAAGUUGGAUACGCUGAAUCUACCUUACGACUAUGACUCCAUUAUGCAUUACGACAGAUAUUUGUAUUCAGUUGAUGGUAAGAGACCUACCAUCAUCGCCAGAGGAAAAGCGUGGAAGAAACUUGGCGGACAACUGAGAGGAACUUUGACAGGGAAUGAUAUCAAAGAGAUAAGGGCAUUAUAUAAUUGUUAAAGAUUGGCAACUGAAGACAACUAAGUCUUACACAGAACUGUUACCAUCAAGAAGCAGACACAUUGUAAAGACCCUGGAACACGUGCACGUGGUGCAAGUUGCCAUAAGUUGUCGGAUCGGGAUAACUUUAAUUUGAAACCAUUGUAUUCAAGAAUACAACGAGCUAGUACGAUUCACCUGUAAGUUUAAAAUUCCACCAAUAAUGCGUAAUAAUGAAAAGAAAUAAAUGAUUAUUUGAGUGAA